UCUUGCGUAUUCCUUUACACUCCCAUUUCCCUGUCGUUCCACCGGCGGCGGUUCCUUCGGCGUUCCACGAUCCCCCUCUGCUUGCCCGUUACUUGCCCGUUACUUGCCUGCUACUUGCCUACUGCUUGUCUCUUGUCCCGUCGUUCGUUCGCUCGUUAUUUUGUGCCAGUGAAUCCAGAGAGAGUGGAGCAGAAAUCGAUGGUCGCCUAGGCGAGAGAGAUUCCUCACCGGACUUGACUUUCUCGGCAGACCGCGGCUUGCAGCCCCUACCGGCCUUGAAGCCCAGUUUGGAGCCCAACCCAAUCGCGAGAACACAUCGAUUCGCAUUUGCGGCUGAAAGCUGACGUACUCACACGCUCUUGCCAGCUCCUUUGCCCUUACACUCAGGCACUCAGGCACUCAGGCACUCAGGCACGAACGCACGCACACUCACACAUGUAAUACUGGGUGAGGAACACUCAAAUUAGAUGGAGAGUGAGAAGGUGUAGGAAGGAACAACUGGGGGAGAGGUAUUCUGAUCCACAUACAUAUACUAAUUGGAUCCAUCCCGUGGUCCCAGCGAGCCUCAUUCGUAUCAUCUGACUGAUUGACCACUUUGAUCUUCCAUUCCCACCAUUGCCAAUGGCUUUUUAGUAGGGAACUUUAUCAGUGCGGUUUCUGUGUAGUGACUGUCGUGUUCAACUAGUGGAUCUGAUUCUGCAUCUCAAGGCACAGACAACGUUCUUGGAAAGAAAUUGGAAUUUGGUUCCUGUUGUCUCGAAGAACUCAAUUUAUCACCAUGGCGGAAUACAGCGAUGAAUUGACUCAUUUCGAAAAUGUUCGCAAGCUGGAUCCUGAAUUUUACCGAAUCCAUGCCAAGAUUGCCACUAGUAGGCACGCAACCAAGAAACACUCAAUGACGGCAUUGAAUGCAUGUCUUCUGUUUUGUUUGUCCCUGGUCGGCCUGGUUGCCCUGAGUUAUGUCCUCUUCGAUCCCAUGGUGAAGCAUAUUGUCCUCAAGAAGCUAGUACUUCAAAAUUCGAGCGAGGUGGCUCAUCUAUGGGAAGAACCGCCCAUCACUCCACAUUUGAAAAUCUACUUUUUUAACUUCACAAAUCCAGAACAAGUGUUUGAUGGGCUUGAGAAACCUAAGCUACAGGAGGUCGGUCCUUACGUUUACCAUCAAAAAUGGAUCAAAGAAGGGGUCACCUGGCACGACAAUGGUACCAUGAGUUACUCCACGAGAAAGAUCUAUACAUUUAUGCCCGAGCUAUCGGAAGGUCAUCACUCCGAGGAUAUAAUUACCACUCUGAAUAUUCCAAUGCUGAGUUCAUUUUAUCAAAUGAGAGAUGCUAGCUUUUUCACCGUGUGGGGUUUGCAGACUAUUUUGUACAGCCUUAAAUACAAACCUUGGGUGAAAAAAACCGUGGAGGAGCUCGUUUGGGGCUAUGACGAGCCUUUGUUCGAAGUGGCUAGUAUGACUUUGCCCAAUCCUCCUACAUUCGAUAAGUUCGGACUUUUCUAUGAUAAAAACACCACCGGAACACUGCCAAAAUAUACUAUGUUUACUGGAGAGAGAGAUCCUUACAAACUCAGUAAAAUUAGUCUCUUCAACGGGGAGGCUCAUCUGGACUUUUGGAACGACGACCAAUGCAACCUCGUCCAAGGAAGCGAUGGAGCCACUUUCAGUCCAUACAUACAAAAAGACGAAAUCCUCUGGUUCUUCAACGAUCAACUUUGUCGAUCCUUGCCAAUGACCUACAGCCAAACCGUCCACUCCAAGACUAUUGAAGGCUUUAGGUUCGUACCGCGUGAGGACGUGUUCAUGACUCCAGCCUCUUAUCCGGCUAACGAAUGCUUCUGUACUGAUCCGGUUCUGUGCGACAUGAUUGGCGAUGGCAUGUUUGCCAUUUCCAAAUGCCAAUUUGAUGCUCCUAUUGUCUUGUCUUGGCCUCAUUUUAUGGGCGCCAAUCAGAGCUUCUUGAAUGCUGUCGAAGGGUUAAAUCCGCGGGAGGACAAGCACCAGUUCUAUUUUGAUGUUCAACCCACAACAGGGACAACGCUGGCUGCCAAGGCCAGAAUCCAGAUCAAUUUUGCCAUCAAAGCCUCGAGUUCGUUUGAGGAAGUCAGUAAAAUCAACGAUACGGUUGUCCCUAUUUUAUGGUUCGAGGAAGGUCUUGACGAACUUGGGGAUGACCUCGUCUCCCUUAUUUCCAAGGCUGUGACGGACCCUCCGCGCUACAAGAACUACAUCUUCUGUGUGCUCUUGGGCCUCUCAACCUCCACCUUGGUCGUAGCUUUCGUAGCUCUGGUCAGGGUCUGCCUGAAUCGCCGAGCCAAAGAUCUCAGUGAGGAUGCUAUCUCAACGGUUCGCGAGACCGCACAGAAAUUGCUCCAUCAGCCUCAUCGAGAUGGAAACAACGAGUUCUCCCAACCCAUGUUGCCUGCUACAGGGAGCAAUAGUGGGAUUGACUCGGGUUUGGUGAGCUCGGCCAGUUCCAGGUUGACCUCAGCCAGCCACAGUCGGAACACUUCGGCGGGUUCAGCCUCGACGUUUGGCCCGGUAGAUGCUUCGGAACAGUUGGAACUUAUCAUCAGCAAUGAGGUUGAUGCCCGGACCAUUUGCUCAAACGCGUCGAAUUCCACGUCAAAGGCUAAAAAAGCCAAAGCUAGUAAGAAAACCAAAGGAAUAUUCAACAUCCGAACCUAAAAUCUGAUCUUGAAGAUGGUGCAUUAAUUGCCCGCCCAUGUUAUGCCGUUGGCACGGCCACCAACCCGGAUUUGAAUAACCAAACCCACCGAGUGUGCCUUUUCCUGAAUUCAUUAGUUCGAAAGGGAGAAGAGAGGGCACCAGGGUCUCGGAUAUGAUGCUAUGUCUCACAGUUUAUGGCGGACUCGAAUCAUCGAUGUCAUCCUGACCCUCGUUUUCCCUGCGUGCAGUCUAGGAAAUCAAUUUCUCAGUUUCCUUGCUGAAUCUUGAAAGACCACGAAUGUGUUUAAUCUCGUCGCUCUGUUGAACAGAGUUUGUGUUAACUACCAAAAUGAAAUGUGGUGAUUUUCCCUGCGAUAUCUUGUAGUCAAAGUUCUCCCCAAAGAUCUCAGAAAAACACCAGGGCCCUUUGCCUUUUCCCAAAUUUCUCUUUGUGGACAUUUUAAGCCCAUCUCCCAGGCUUGAUAUUUUCCCCCUGUUCUUUACUUUUUCCAUCAUCUAAUAACCAUUAUCAAACAGAGUAUGAAGUUGCCAUAACCACCGUGUGAGCCAAGUCUUUCGAGACGAACCUAUAUUAUAGCUGAAAAACCAGUUCGAACGCGAUACGAGCAGUAUUUUUUAAUCAUCAUGAAAGAAGUUCAGAACAAAAUGGCCAUGUUUUUGAUUUUGUCCCCAUAUGAAUGAACCUCCAUUGCCGCCGCCCCCGCCGCCGAUCCCACCCCCUCUCAAGUUCAUCAAUGUUCAGAAGAGAGGUAUACGAUCCUUGGUUCCCCAUUUGAAUAACCGUUCUGCAGACGCGGCGAUACCAACACAUUCAGUGUUGUUUCCCACUCUGAUAUUAUAGUUCAUAGUUCUACCAGUUAUAACCUAUCAACCAAGGAUUGGUGUUUACCAUCUCGAUGUACUCACCCUUUUUGGGCAAACAUCGUCGUUUCUUGAGAACGAAAUUAUGUGAGCGCGAAAUCGCAAGCAGGUCUGUUCUUGGCCCUGUUAAAGAUGUUCCUGUUUGGCUGUGCAUUAACAUAUUUAAUAUGACAACACAAACCCCAUCUCGAACCUUUAGAUACCAAAUUUUGAAAUACAUCUUUCUGUUCUGUUAA
Tigriopus californicus is the source of this 3789-nucleotide messenger RNA. Its product is annotated as lysosome membrane protein 2-like. Lineage: Eukaryota; Metazoa; Arthropoda; Copepoda; Harpacticoida; Harpacticidae. Bases 779 to 2689 code for a protein of 636 amino acids. The transcript is spliced from 9 exons. Gene Ontology annotation, cellular component: membrane; cytoplasm. Gene Ontology annotation, molecular function: scavenger receptor activity. The record is from RefSeq and is a predicted model, not a curated record.